Messenger RNA from Aureobasidium vineae, 1236 nucleotides. NCBI's taxonomy places the organism in Eukaryota, Fungi, Ascomycota, Dothideomycetes, Dothideales, Saccotheciaceae. The record is from the annotation of a GenBank genome assembly.
UGGGUACGUGAUACUCUACCUUGGAAGUCUCAUCAACCACUUGUUUUCGACAAGCAAGUCGAACACUAUUGCGAUGGAUGUCACAUCACUAGAUACAGAGGAUUGAGGCUUUGGUGGAAAUCUCCGGCUUCUGUAUCGGGUGAAGGUCAGGCCGACAGCUAUCUUUGCAAUUCCUGCUACACAACAAAAAAGAAAUGGAGUGCAGUCAUGCCUGAAGGUUAUGAAGAUGUUGAGACUUUCAAGAGUUUGGUAGCCCGCAAGAAACAGCUUCAAGGCGCAGUCCUUGAAAACGAUAUGUUGAUGGAUGAUGCGAUCUCACGCAGAAAACGCAUGCUUGCUCGGUGUUAUCGUGCAUGGAAGGAAGAGCUCAAAUGCACAAGUUGCGAUCGGGCGAGGAUAAGGGCUUUUAAAGUCUGGUGGAAAAGUCCUACGGGCAGUCAUAUCUGCCACUAUUGCUAUACCAAACCCGAUUGGAGCGAAAUCAUGCCCAAAGGUUUCGAAGAUGCCAGGUUAUACAGCGAUCUGGUGGCACGAAAGAAGGACAGCUCACUCUACUCUUCCGGUUCUCCGGACCGAAGAAGGACCUCAUAUGCUACACUGCGUUCAGAUCCAGAAGCCUGGCGCGCUCACUUGGACAUGAUAGCUGCAUCGAAAAAGAAGCGACAUGACGAGGAUUCUGAGUAUCGCAGGCACGCGAGACAGCUCGCCAAACUCCGUCACGAACAGAUGAAGAACGAUCCAGCGUAUCUCACUCGAAAUCUUAUCAUUCCCUAUUAUUGCAAUACCCAUGGACUCGCACGGGGCUUCCUUGGAAGUUUUAUUGUCCUAUUCGGAUGCGAAAUAACAAGACGUGGAGGUUUCAAGAUUUGGUGGCGGAAAGCCAACCAGACCGCAGAAGAUUUCAAAACAAAACCUGAAUUUCUCUGCCAUAUCUGCUUCAACCGCCAAGACGACUGGACCUGCGCGACGCCAGAGGGUUACGAAGACGUCAAAACUUUGGAAGAAGUUUUAGCCCGCAAGCAACAACUUGUAGGGCUUGAUGAGGGCGAGCGCUUGGGUCCGACCGGGCUUUACCGCCAAACGGUGAAGUUCGAGGGUUGGUGCCGGCAUGAGUGGUUUCGCGAGUUGCCUUGGAAAACCCAUCGACCGUCUUGGACCGAGGAAAGGGUCGAGGAUCAUUGCGCGCGCUGCGAGUACUCAAGACAUAGAGCCUUGAAGCUUUGGUGGCGUUCGAGU